AUGACUGAAAUCACGACUGCCUACCAGGCUCUCACUAAGCACCUGGCCAAGGAGAAGUAUGUCUUUGUAUGUCCUUCUCCAGAGACACAGGCCAGAGUGGUAAAUAAGAGACGUUCCAAUGUUUCGACAGAAGAUGCCCAGAACGCGUAUGAUUUCUUUGGAUGGAAUCUACCGUGUACCAGAGAAGCUCUACGAUCAAUAAUACCUGACGAUGUAUUCGAAAAUCUCCACAAAGCCUCCAUAAUCACUCAAAGUAAUGAUGGGGGCUACCGCUCCACUAUCCGCGUAUCCAACUUCUACCUUCCCAACCUCCCGAAUUACGAAAUUGGUGCCGCAUCACCCUAUUACAUCCACUCGUCCUUCCCUGCAUCUUCAGAUUCUGUCUUCUUCGGACCUGACACAUACCUCUUCGUUUCAUUCCUGCAAAAUAUAACACGACAUCUUUCACAAGCACCUAGUAGCAUUAUAGAUGUCUGCUGCGGGUCGGGCGCAGGGGCGAUACAUAUGGCAAGGACAUAUCCUCAGGCAAAGACAUUAGGACUGGACCUGAAUCCACGUGCGCUGAGCCUGGGCGAUGUCAACGCACAGCUGGCUGGUGUGAAGGUUGGCUUUUCCGAGUCAAACCUCUAUGCAACCGUACCUGAGGAAAUGAAGCACUACGGCGUCGAUCUCAUCGUGAGUAAUCCGCCCUACAUCGCAUCCAGCACCGAUGGUAAGGACCUACCCAUAUACGCCGAUGGUGGUGUUGGAUUUGGCCUGGAUAUAUCCUUGCGUAUCGUGGAGGAAGGGGUGAAAAUCCUUUCCUCGACUGGUGUCAUUGUGGUAUAUACGGGCGUCGCCAUGCCCAUGGCCGACCCUGGCCGCGAUGCUUUCUUAGAGAAGCUCCAACAAGUAGAAGGUGUGGAGCUUGCUGAGUACACAAUCCUGCAUCCAGACAUGUGGCCAGAAGAGAUUGGAAAGGGUGCUUACGCGGAUGUGUGCAGGAUACAAGUCGUUGGAGCUGUGUUGCGUCGGAAUGCUCAGAGUAUGGAUGAGGUAAAAUUAGAGACGCGCAGACGAUGGGCAGUAUAA
Molecule: messenger RNA, 1071 nt
Organism: Alternaria burnsii
Lineage: Eukaryota; Fungi; Ascomycota; Dothideomycetes; Pleosporales; Pleosporaceae
Product: s-adenosyl-l-methionine-dependent methyltransferase
Exons: 2
Coding region: 1-1071 (356 amino acids)
Biological process (GO): methylation
Cellular component (GO): mitochondrion
Molecular function (GO): nucleic acid binding; methyltransferase activity
Source: RefSeq, a predicted model, not a curated record